AUGGCCCCUACAGAGAAGAGAAUUCAGGUGCUUUCUCUUGGCCUUCUCAGGACUGGCACUGCCUCCAUGACCGAAGCGUACCGGAUUCUUGGGUACGAAAAGGUUCUGCACGGCAUCGACACUAUUGAUGAUGUCGAUUACUGGACAAAAAUAGAGCAAGCAUCCGAGGCAACAUUUACAACACUCCCUACGUACCGCGGAGGUUCUUUCGAUUGGGAUACGCUGUUUGGGCACUAUGACGUUGUCACAGACGUCGCCUCCUUUUUUUCCGCCGAGUUGAUCGCAGCGUACCCGGACGCCAAAGUUGUCCUGACAGAACGAGACUUUGAGAAAUGGAGGCCCUCAGUAAACAACACUCUGUUUGUCACAUUUGAUACCUGGUUCAGUGUAUUUCUUCGGAGGAUUGCUGAGCCCUUGGUCGGCAUCAACCGCAUGCAGUCGUCGUGGAAGAUGAUCCGGGGCUUUUUCCAAGGCGAUACUAUGGACGACUGUCGCCGCAAUAUGAAGAGGCGAUAUGAUGAACACAACGCAUUGGUUCGAUCGCUGGUGCCGCCUGAGAGGCUCCUUGUGUACAGAGUUGGCGAGGGAUGGGAGCCCCUGUGCAAGUUCCUGGGCAAGGAGGUCCCCGACGUGCCGUUCCCGUGGAACAACGAGGCUGCGAUGCUGAAUGAGUUUAUUCGGGUCAAGACUAAGGAGACUACGGAUAAAGUAGCGCGGGUAGCUAUUCCUGUGGCUAUUGGCGCAGCUGCGAUCGGUGCUGCGAAGUUGUUGGGGUGGUUUUGA
This is a messenger RNA of [Torrubiella] hemipterigena, 783 nucleotides long. The record is from the annotation of a GenBank genome assembly. NCBI's taxonomy places the organism in Eukaryota, Fungi, Ascomycota, Sordariomycetes, Hypocreales, Clavicipitaceae.